UUAAUUUAUGUAGUUUCAGUGUUCUUCCAAUAAUGAUACUCAUUUUUCCAAAAAAAAAAAGGCAUCGAACGCCUAGUUGAUUUCACUAUAUAUAUAGAGUAUUAUCUUGGGAACUCCUAUACACAUAGCCUAAUUGCAGUUUGCAAAACUUUUGUCCUAACUGAAGUCUCUAAACUUUCCUUCCCUAAUUAAUAUGGAAGCUUACAUUGAGAUUCAAGCACCAGCUUGCGCUGUUUCAGUAGAAAAUAUUGACCAACCUAAACGCAGGUCAGCCAACUAUCAUCCAACCAUCUGGGGAGACUUCUUUCUUUCUUAUGGUUCCAAUGUCAAGGAGAAUAAUUCUUCAAAAGAAGCAAAAGAACACCAACGUCUAAAAGAAGAAGUGAGGAAAAUGAUUCUUGGAACCCCUAACGAAUCUUGGAAGAAACUUGACCUGAUUGACACUAUCCAACGUCUUGGGGUUUCUUACCAAUUUGAAACUGAAAUUGGGGCUGCUUUAGGACUAAUUUACAAGGAUUACGAUCAUCAUGACUCUGAAUAUGAUGAGAAGUUCAAGCAGGAAAACGGAAAUGAACUCCAUACAACUGCUCUUCGAUUUAGGUUGCUCAGACAACAUGGUUAUGAUGUUUCUUCCGACGUGUUCAAGAAAUUCAAGGACCCGGAAGGUAAUUUCAAAGAAUCUUUGUCCACCAAUACUCGAGGCUUGUUAAGUUUGUACGAGGCAGCAAAUUACAGGAUUCACGGAGAGGAAAUUUUGGAAGAGGCACUAAAUUAUAGUACUUCUCAACUUGAAAAAAUGUUGCCAAGCCUUGAUAAUUUACUGGCUUCACAAGUUAAACAAGCUCUGGACGUGCCAAUUCAAAAGGCUUUGACUAGGAUGCGAACCAGACAAUUCAUUUCAUUGUACCAAGAAGAUAAGUCACAUGAUCCAUCUUUGCUGAACUUUGCGAAGUAUGACUUCAAAAUCCUACAGAAGCUGCAUCAAGAGGAAGUUAGUGGCAUAACAAAAUGGUGGAAAGGCUUAGAUUGUCCCAAGAACAUACCAUUUGCAAGAGAUAGAGUGGUGGAAUGCUUCUUAUGGAUAAUUGGAGUGUAUUUUGAGCCUAAAUAUAGUGUGGCCCGAACAAGAAUGACCAAAGUGAUUGCGCUGGCUUCCAUAUUAGAUGACCUCUAUGAUGUUUAUGGGACCGUUGAUGAACUCAUCCUUUUUACUGAUUCAUUAGAUCGAUGGCAUAUUAGUGAAUUGGACGGUUUGCCAGAAUACAUGAGACCUUGUUAUCAAGGCCUCUUGGAUGUUUGUUCUGAAAUUGAGACAGGAUCGUCCAAGAAAGGCAAGAAGAACCCAGCGAACUAUGCAAUAUCAUCGUUAAAAACUUUAGCUAGAGCUUACCUAGAAGAGGCAAAAUGGGUUAACAGCAAGUAUGUGCCCGAAUUCGACGAGUACAUGGAGCUUGCGCUAGUCACUUGUACACAUCAAAUGUUGGCCACAAAUGCAUUGGCUUGCAUGGGAGACAUCGUGAGUGAAGACGCCCUCGACUGGGUCUCCAGGAACCCAUUAAUCCUAAAAGCCUCCUCAAUGAUUUGCAGGUUAAUGGAUGACAUUGUUUCUUAUGAGGUACGUAAAAUUUGAACUAUAAUAAUAAUAUAUAAUUUGAUUCAGAGGGAUUUUUUUUUUCUCUUCCUUAUCUUGAAGAUUGAUAUAACCCCCCAAUUAGGUCAUGAUCGUAUAAUGAAAAUCAUCAAUUCAUAUACAAAUCAAAUAAAUAAUUCGUAUACGUCACGAGAUUUAGUAUUUUAUUUUAUUUGCUAAUUAAAAUAUAAGCAUCGUCAUGAUGAUGAUGUUGCAGGCGGAGAAAGAGAGAGGAGAGUUAGCCUCAGCUAUUGAAUGUUACAUGAUCCAAUAUGGUGUUUCGAGGGAAGAAGCCAUUGCUGAGCUUGAGAAGCGAAUUACAAAUGCAUGGAAGGAUACAAACAGAGAAUUGCUAAUUGGUGAAGCCCCAGAAAUACCAAUGUUGGUGUUAGAGCGAGUGUUGAAUCUUUCAAAAGUGAUUCACCUUUUGUACAGGCAUGAAGAUGGGUACACAAAUGCUUUCACUGUUGCCAAGGACAUGAUCACACAGCUCUUGGUUGAUCCUGUUGAUGUAUGAUAAAUCAAAUCAACCCAAUCAAAUGAAGAUUACAUAAUGUUUAUUUUAGAUCAUAUAUAUAAUGUGCAUAUACAUCCUCAGGCUGUACGAAAAUGCAUGCAUGCUAUUUGUUUAUUUGGCUCUGGACUGCCAUUUAAUUUUAUUUGGUUGUAUUUUUCUUCACUUACGUGCAAAAUAUAGGCAAGAUUUUACGAGACAUUAGUUAAAUAUAUUUUAUACCUGGCUUUUUAAUUAAAUCAUAAUAUAUUUGAAGAUAAACUAAGCAAGAAAUCUAU
Messenger RNA from Oldenlandia corymbosa var. corymbosa, 2422 nucleotides. Lineage: Eukaryota; Viridiplantae; Streptophyta; Magnoliopsida; Gentianales; Rubiaceae. The record is from the annotation of a GenBank genome assembly.